Calypte anna (Anna's hummingbird) is the source of this 3999-nucleotide messenger RNA. It is a transcript of the gene PHF14, whose product is annotated as PHD finger protein 14. NCBI's taxonomy places the organism in Eukaryota, Metazoa, Chordata, Aves, Apodiformes, Trochilidae. The record is from RefSeq and is a predicted model, not a curated record. The transcript is spliced from 17 exons. The coding region runs from base 138 to 2666 and encodes 842 amino acids. Gene Ontology annotation, biological process: regulation of transcription by RNA polymerase II.
ACGGGUCUGCAUCCGGGUCGCCGCCGUGCCCAUUGUCUGGGGAAGGGGCCCGGGGCUCGGCGGCUUCGCGGCGCUGCACCCGAGGGCCCCAGCUUGCCUGCCUGCCUGCCCGCCCGCCGCUCUCCUGCUCAGGCUUUAUGGACCGCAGUUCGAAGAGGAGACAAGUGAAGCCUUUGGCAGCUUCGCUGCUGGAAGCUUUAGAUUAUGAUAGCUCUGAUGACAGUGAUUUUAAAGUUGGAGAUGCUUCAGAUUCUGAAGGAAGUGGUCAUGGGAGUGAAGAUGCAUCAAAGGACAGUGGUGAAGGUUCCUGUACUGAAUCAGAAGAAAAUAUCUUGGAGGAAGAACCAGCCGAAGUGAAAGUAGAAGAACAGCAGCCAAAAAGCUCCACUGAAGAAGAGGUGCCAACAGCAGACAAAGAGGUAAUUAAAACUGAAAAGAAAGAGCAAGAAGAUGAAGAAGAAAAGCCAAAAAAGAAGAAAGAGAAGGAGAAAGCAGCUGAACCCGAGGCUGUGGCUGACGAGCAAACAAAUGAACCAAAAAAAUGGAAUUUGCGCAGGAAUCGACCUUUGCUGGAUUUUGUAUCGAUGGAAGAGCUGAACGACAUGGAUGACUAUGAUAGUGAAGAUGACAAUGACUGGAGGCCUACUGCUGAGAAAAGAAAAGGAAAAAAUGCACUGCGAAAAGAGGGAAGCGAUGGAGAUAACGAGGAUGAUGAAGAUGAUGGGAGUGGAAGUGAUGAGGAUGACAACGAUGAGGAAGGUAAUGAAGAAGAUAAUAGCAGCACGGCUAGUGAUGGAGGAUCCAAGAAGAAGAAGAGUAAAGUUCUUAACAGGAAUAAUGCAGAUGAUGAGGAAUUGACAAAUGAUAGCCUGGCUCUUUCACAAAGCAAGAGUAAUGAGGAUUCACUGAUCCUUGAGAAGUCUCAAAAUUGGAGUUCCCAGAAAAUGGACCACAUUUUGAUUUGUUGCGUUUGUCUUGGAGAUAACAGUGAAGAUGCUGAUGAAAUAAUCCAAUGUGACAACUGUGGAAUAACAGUGCAUGAAGGUUGCUAUGGUGUUGAUGGAGAGAGUGACUCUAUCAUGAGCUCAGCUUCAGAAAAUUCUACAGAACCUUGGUUUUGUGAUGCAUGCAAGUGUGGUGUCACACCUAGUUGUGAAUUGUGUCCUAAUCAGGAUGGGAUCUUCAAGGAAACUGAUGCAGGCAGGUGGGUCCAUAUUGUUUGUGCCCUCUAUGUUCCAGGAGUGGCAUUUGGUGAUAUUGACAAACUGCGGCCAGUAACACUUACAGAAAUGAAUUACUCAAAGUAUGGUGCCAAGGAAUGCAGUUUUUGUGAAGAUCCGCGUUUUGCCAGGACUGGUGUGUGCAUUAGUUGUGAUGCUGGGAUGUGCAGAGCUUAUUUCCACGUGACCUGCGCUCAGAAGGAAGGCCUCCUCUCAGAAGCAGCAGCAGAGGAGGAUAUAGCUGACCCUUUUUUUGCUUAUUGUAAACAGCAUGCGGACAGGUUAGACAGAAAAUGGAAGCGGAAGAACUACUUGGCAUUACAAUCUUACUGUAAAAUGUCCUUGCAGGAAAGAGAAAAACAGCUCUCACCAGAAGCUCAGGCUCGAAUCAAUGCCAGGCUACAGCAGUAUCGUGCCAAGGCAGAGCUGGCCCGUACCACCAGGCCCCAGGCCUGGGUUCCCAGGGAGAAGCUGCCACGACCUCUCACCAGCAGCGCUUCAGCCAUACGGAAGCUCAUGCGCAAAGCUGAGUUAAUGGGAAUUAGUACAGACAUUUUUCCAGUGGAUACUUCAGAUACUAGUUCCAGUGUUGAUGGCAGAAGAAAACAUAAACAACCAGCUCUCACUGCUGAUUUUGUGAAUUACUACCUUGAGAGAAAUAUGCGCAUGAUUCAAAUCCAGGAGAAUAUGGCUGAACAGAAGAAUAUCAAGGAUAAAUUAGAAAAUGAGCAAGAAAAGCUUCAUGUGGAGUAUAAUAAGCUAUGUGAGUCCUUGGAAGAGCUACAAAAUAUGAAUGGAAAACUGCGUAAUGAAGGGCAAGGCAUUUGGGCUCUGCUGGGUAGAAUCAUUGGACAGAAAUUGAACAUACCAGCAAUUCUACGUGCUCCUAAGGAAAGGAAACCAAGUAAAAAGGAAGGAGGAACACAAAAGACAUCUACUCUUCCAGCUGUCCUUUAUAGUUGUGGAAUUUGCAAGAAGAAUCAUGAUCAACACCUCCUGCUACUUUGUGAUACUUGUAAACUCCACUAUCAUCUUGGCUGCCUGGAUCCACCUCUCACAAGGAUGCCAAGGAAGACCAAGAACAGUUACUGGCAAUGCUCAGAGUGUGACCAGGCAGGUAGCAGUGACAUGGAGGCCGAUAUCGCCAUGGAAACCUUGCCAGAUGGGACCAAACGAUCAAGGAGGCAGAUUAAGGAACCAGUGAAAUUUGUUCCUCAGGAUAUGCCACCAGAACCGAAGAAAAUUCCAAUCAGAAACACGAGAACUAGAGGACGAAAACGAAGCUUUGUGCCUGAAGAAGAAAAACCUGAGGAACGGAUUCCCAGAGAAAGAAGGCAGCGACAGUCUGUUCUACAAAAGAAGCCCAAGUCAGAGGAUCUAAGGACUGAAUGUGCUACCUGCAAAGGGACUGGAGACAAUGAAAAUCUUGUCAGAUACCCUUCAUGAGACACAACUCUGCCACAACUCAUCCUCGGAGGCAAUCCUGGAAACCUCUUUUAUAAUAUGAUUUUUAAAUGUGGAUAAAGCUCUGAAUAGAGUACCUAAAGUAAAGGAGGACAGCUACCUUGUCUCUACUAUAAGCUUAUUAUGACAAAAAGUUGAGUUUGCUUGUCAGGCUCGGUUAGAAUGUAAUUGAUUGGUUUGUUAUUUGGACUGACAAGGUAGUUAAUUUGCCUGCUUUUUUUUAUUUUCUUUUUUCUUUUUUUCUUCUCACUAAUCAGGAACAUUUCUUCUGUGCAUUGUUGAAAAAUCCCGGAUAAAUGUCUUGUCAGAAUUGUCCUAUUAAGUAAUGUCUUUUUCCCCUGUGCUUCCUUGGCAAAUGAUGUUAUACAAUGCUUGGAUUCACUGAAGAGUGACAGAAGCCUGUGGGACUUAAAUACUGUGCAUUCCUCUAUGAUGAUACCGAAUGAAAUAAGCAACAGUUUGCCAUCCACCUGCUGCUCUACUUAUACUCUACUUAUAUUCAGUUCAAUAAGAACACUUCUAUAUAGAACACCAUGUUGUACAUAGACCUUAAUGUAAAAAGGAUUGUUUCCUACCAAAAAACCCCAAAACUGUUCAGUGAUAAUGAGACCUGUAAAACACUUGAGACUAACUAUUCUGAAGGAAUAGAUUUGCCACGGAGAAAUGGAUUUUAUGCUUAUUAGUAUGAACUCAUUGUUUCUGACUUCAGACACUUGAGUGAACAGAACUAUACCUAUAUUGUUUCCUGAAAAAGUUUUAAGAAAAAGAAAAAAAAUGAGUAUAUGCAGACAUUUGUUUUGUUUGGCUUACUUCUCCUGGCAGUGUCCAGAACAAGUAUAUCUUGUCAUAAUACAAAUAUGAAAAUGUUACGUAACUUGGGGAUGGAAUGAAGAAUGGAUCACACAGCGUGACAGCUGAGGUCUUCAUCUUCGUCCAUAUAUAUCCUGGUAGAUGCAGACAUACAGUAUUUUGAUCUACCAAUGGUACUGGUCCAGAUCUUAAAUCUACAGUAGCAGUGUGUUGACACCUUCAUUGUUUACACCUUGAACUCGCUUGGAGAAAUUCUGCUCAAAUGCAAUCACACUUGUAACUUCAUGACAUAUAAUCUUGGAAUUUCUUGAGAUAUGGUGGUUUUUGUCAUCUAUCAAGGGACAUUUUAAUUUGAAACUAUUUUUUAAACCUAAAAGGAAAUUAAAUGCUGUAAUAAGUAAUAGGAGAAAUAUACAAAUUUGUGUAUACUUAUCUACAAGUCAUAUCUUACCAGGGCAUUUCAUGUUUCAAUAUUAUAUUAAAUAAAAUUAACCUGAUGUCUUAA